Auxenochlorella protothecoides is the source of this 1041-nucleotide messenger RNA. RefSeq lists its product as hypothetical. NCBI's taxonomy places the organism in Eukaryota, Viridiplantae, Chlorophyta, Trebouxiophyceae, Chlorellales, Chlorellaceae. The coding region runs from base 1 to 1041 and encodes 346 amino acids. The transcript is spliced from 2 exons. The record is from RefSeq and is a predicted model, not a curated record.
AUGACCAAGAAAGGCGACACCGUGCACCUGGCGCACGUGGUGAGCAACCCGCGCACGCCCUUCUCGGGCCUGAACCGCGCGACCACCUCCGGCACCUGGGGUGGCCCGGAGGACGCGCAGUUCAUGGAGCGUGUGGAGUCGGAGGCGGCGGCCAUGCUGGCUGCGCGCUACGUGCCCAUCGUCAAGCACGCCGGCGUGGCCUUCACCACCUGCCUCCUGCGCCUGACGGCGGGCCGCUCGGCCGCCGCCAUCGGCGAGCUGCUGGCCGGCGCGGCGCGCGACCUGGCCGCCGGCCUGCUGGUCAUCGCCAGCCACGGCCCCGGGGUCCUGGCCGAUUACGGCUCCGUGGCACGGUGGUGCCAGGACCAUUCCCCCGUCCCCGUUCUCCUCCUGCCACCGGCCGUGCUGGGGGGAGGUGCGGCGGCGUCGGCAGCCGCCGGGCAGCCGCCGGUGCCGGCUCCUGGCGCCGGCGCCACGCUGCUCGUCGCGGGCCCGGCGGGCCCGGACCUGGGCCGCCUGCACGCCGCCUUCGACUUUGCGGUGCGCCGCUUGGCGCGCCCCGGCGACGGCGUGCUGCUGGUCAACGUUGUGGCGGCGGGCCCCGGCGGGGAGGGCGCGCUGGUGGCGGCGCGGCGCGAGCUGCUGGCCGCCGCAGGCGAGUGGAAGGACGCCGCGCCCGCGCCGCGCCUGGCCGCCACGCUGAACUUGAACGUGGACGUGCUGGCCGACGCCAGCGGCACCACCGCCAGCUUCGACGAGGGCGGCAGCCGGGCGGGGACCGCGCUGUGCGCGCUGGCCGCGCGCAGCAGCGCACGCGCCGUUGUCCUCCUGCGCCACGGCAAGGACCUGAGCUCCGAGCUCCAGUUUGCGCCCCUCACGAGCCACACCGUGAAGCACUGCGUCCGGCCCCUGGUGGUUUACGAUGUCGACCGCCACGCGGCGGCCGCGGCGGCUGCGGCGGCCGGCGGCGCCGCGGCCGACAUCGAGUCCAGCAACCUCAGCGGCACCAGCAGUCAGAAGGCCUCCAGCGUGGCCUCCUGA